AUGGCCGCUCCAAGCCGGGACGCAUAUCAGAUAGGUUGGAUAUGUGCCUUACCGAUUGAGGCGGCUGCAGCCAAGCAGAUGCUUGAUGAGCAUUUUGGGACCCUAGACGAGCAAGACAGCGCAGAUACGAAUUCAUAUACCUUAGGCCGGGUUGGCAGACAUUAUGUCGUGAUUGCCUGCCUUCCGCUAGGACAGUAUGGUACCACUUCCGCCACGGCAGUUGCGACGAACAUGGCUCGCACGUUUUCCCGGUCGCUGCGCAUUGGGCUAAUGGUCGGCAUCGGAGGAGGGAUUCCAUCUGCCGACCACGAUGUACGACUGGGAGACAUCGUGGUUAGCCGGCCAGACGGCACUUGCGGCGGGGUACUUCAAUAUGACAUGGGAAAAGUCGUUGAAGGCGGCGAACUCCGACGGACUGGCUCUCUGAAUAGUCCACCCCGCUCACUAUUAACUGCAGUUGCGAACAUGAAAAAAGAUGCGAUCAGUGAUGAUCCGAGCUAUCCCGAAUACAUCAGAGAGGCGAUCCAAAGAAAUGCACGGACAAAGCAAAAUUUUGGUCGGCCUGAUGCGUCCACGGACCGACUAUUUCAAACUGGGCGCGACCAUCCUAUGACGGAAGCAACAUGCGAGGCAUGCCCAUCGGAAUGGGAAGAAACAAGGACGGCUCGUGAAGAAACCGACCCUCAAAUACAUUACGGUAUCAUCGCGUCGGGAAACGCGGUUAUGAAACAUGGAGCGACAAGACAACGGCUCCGUCGAGAGACUGGCGCAUUGUGUUUUGAAAUGGAGGCGGCCGGUCUCAUGCAGGAUUUUCCUUGCAUCGUCAUCCGGGGGAUCUGUGAUUACGCCGAUUCACACAAGAACAAGCAAUGGCAAGGAUAUGCGGCAUUGGCCGCAGCAUCGUAUGCAAAAGAGUUAAUCGGCUAUGUACCUGUCGGUCGAGUGUCUGAAGAGAAAUUAGUCACAAAGAUAUGCAGAGUCGUCGAUGGACUCAAGGAGGUACACAAGAGCAUUGAAAAAACGCGUCUCCAACAACAAAGCCACCACCGGGAGAAUAUGUUAAACCUUUUGAGUAGAGACCAACAAGAGUGCCACCAAGCGUUUAAAACCUCCACUUAUGAACAAUAUAAAAACAUCAAUCCUAACCGUGCAGAUGGGACCUGUCGGUGGAUUCUUGAGAAUUCCGACUACCUUGCUUGGCAGGGGAGCGGCCACGACGAUCUUUUAUGGAUAUCGGCUGACCCUGGAUGUGGAAAAUCGGUUCUUGCGAAAUCACUUGUUGACAUUGAUCUUAAGACAUCGUCAACUUUAGUAUCCGUUUGCUACUUUUUCUUUAAGGAUAAUGACGAGCAGAAUAAUCUCGCAACAGCAUUGUGUGCUGUACUCCAUCAGCUAUUUGGAAUGCAACCGAGUCUCCUACAACAUGCCCUACCAUCCUGGCAAAAGAACGGCACGAAGAUACAGCAAGAAGUGGACGAGCUUUGGCGCAUUCUCCUCGCAGCAGUAUCGGAUUCUGCAUCUUCCAACAUUCUGUGCGUUUUCGACGCACUGGAUGAAUGUCGGCCAACUGAUCGGGCUCAACUAAUAGGGAGGCUAGAAAAGUUCUAUACUCAAAGUCAUUCCUCAACCCGACAAAACUGGCUAAAGUUUCUCGUUACCAGUCGUCCAUACGCUGAGAUUCAGGACGGUUUUUGGCCAUUAACGAAAUCGUUCCCUCAUAUCCAUAUCCGUGGGGAAGACGGCAAUGACCAGAUUCGUGAAGAAAUCAGUCUGGUUGUGAGGAUGCGGGUAGCGGAGCUCAGCGAGUGUCUGUACUUGCCACCGGAGACACAGCAACGACUGGAACAGCAACUUCUCCAGAUGGAACAUCGCACGUAUCUUUGGCUCUAUUUGGCCAUGGAUGAUAUUCGUACCAUGUUCCAAAAUAGCCUUCAGCCCGAGGAAGAAUCGAUUGACCUGAUCCCGGGUUCGGUCAGUGACGCAUAUGCUAAAAUCUUAAAUCGAGUGCCACCUGAUAAAGUAUCGGAUGUUAAGAUAAUCCUCCAGAUUAUUGUCGGCGCACGACGUCCACUGACAAUUGAGGAAAUGGCAAUGGCCCUGGGGAUAGCAAAGUCAUUCGGUUCGCGAACUGCAGCCAAAGCUGGAUUGAACCCGGCAGGGCUUGACAAGAAGAUCCGUCACUUAUGUGGACUCUUUGUUUUUAUCAAAACUUCACGUGUCUACUUGAUCCAUCAGACUGCGAGAGAGUUUCUGAUGAGCAAAAACUCGCGAUAUAACGAUCGAGAGUGGUCCUUUAAACAGGGUGACACGGAGCAAUUAAUGUCAGAGAUCUGUAUUAAUUAUUUAUUACUGGAUGAUAUAGGCGGCAAUCCGCGCCAUAAGAACGGGAAAGUCCAAAGUUUGCUAAACUAUUCCGCAGAGUAUUGGCCUGACCAUGUUCGAAUGAUGCCGUCACAGGCAGAGUUGAAAGUGGAAAAUCAGCUAGCUCGACUCUAUGAUGUCACCUAUGGCAGGCUAUAG
Pochonia chlamydosporia 170 is the source of this 2520-nucleotide messenger RNA. RefSeq names its product ankyrin repeat-containing protein. The transcript is spliced from 2 exons. Gene Ontology annotation, biological process: nucleoside metabolic process. Lineage: Eukaryota; Fungi; Ascomycota; Sordariomycetes; Hypocreales; Clavicipitaceae. Gene Ontology annotation, molecular function: catalytic activity. Bases 1 to 2520 code for a protein of 839 amino acids. The record is from RefSeq and is a predicted model, not a curated record.